UCGGGCGAGCCAGCGAGCCCCGUGUUUAUUACAACCCCACGCGAAGCAUCGCCCGCGAAGAAAGAAGGGGAGAGGAGCUCGGGAUCUCAAGGAAAGAGAAGGAGGAGAAGCCCAGGAGUCCGCACGGCGGCCGGCUCUGUAAAUACUCCUCCCCCGCUUCGCGUCUUCACGUUUUUCUUUUCGGACUCUUGGCGUCGUACGAGAUCUUGCCGCCGGCUGUCGAGCUCGUCGUCGGAGGGAUGGCGAUGUCGAGGGCGAGCUCCGGUCCCGCUUACCCCGAGAGGUUCUACGCCGCUGCCGCCUACGUAGGAUUCGGCGGAUCCUCCAACCCCUUCUCUUCCGGCGCGAUCUCCAAGUUCCAGAAUGAUGUCGCUCUCUUGCUCUACGGGCUCUACCAGCAAGCAACAGUAGGGCCUUGCAAUAUUCCAAAACCCAGGGCAUGGAAUCCUGUGGAGAACAGCAAGUGGACCAGUUGGCAUGGGCUUGGAAACAUGCCGUCAGCAGAGGCAAUGCGUCUUUUUGUGAAAAUUUUGGAGGAGGAGGAUCCUGCUUGGUAUUCAAGGGUCGCUGUGGAGCCUACUGUAGAUGUUGAGAUGCAUAAGCCAAAAGUGGAGCCAGCAACUCAGUCUGCUACCCCUAACGGAAAUUCGUUUCCAGAGCCUAAAACUAUUUCAGCAGAAAAUGGAAGUGUGCUGGAGACCCAGGACAAAGAUGUCAUAAUGGAGGGUCUUAGUUCAAUUGGGAUUUAUGACCAAUGGGUUGCACCUUCAAUAUCUGGACAGCGCCCAAAGCCCCGCUAUGCGCAUGGAGCAGCUAUUGUGCACGACAAGAUGUAUGUUUUUGGCGGAAAUCACAAUGGUCGUUACCUUAAUGACCUUCAGGUUCUGGAUUUGAAAAGUUUGACAUGGUCGAAGAUAGAGGCUAAAGCACAAACAGGAUCCCCAGAAUCACCAACCAUAGUGCCAGUAGCUCCUUGUGCUGGCCAUUGUUUGAUUACAUGGGGAAACAAAAUUUUAUCUGUUUCUGGGCACACCAAAGAUCCUUCUGAGACCAUUACAGUGAAGGAAUUUGAUCUGCAGAUUUGUAUGUGGUUGGACUUGAAGACUUAUGGGAAGCCACCGAUUUCCCGUGGAGGCCAAUCAGUGACCCUUGUUGGGAACACUUUAGUCAUGUUUGGUGGUGAAGAUGCAAAGAGAUCUCUUCUAAAUGACUUGCACAUUCUCGACUUGGAAACCAUGACCUGGGAUGAAAUUGAUGCUAUAGGCACUCCUCCUUUGCCAAGGUCAGACCAUUCUGCUGCUUGCCAUGCAGAGCGGUAUCUUUUAAUUUUUGGUGGGGGUUCUCAUGCCACAUGCUUCAAUGAUCUGCAUGUCCUUGACCUGCAGACAAUGGAAUGGUCUAGACCAAAACAGCAGGGUGUAACUCCAGGACCACGAGCUGGCCAUGCAGGUGCAACAGUAGGGGAGAACUGGUUUAUUGUUGGUGGUGGUAACAAUAUGAGUGGGGUCUCUGAAACUCUUGUGCUAAACAUGUCUACAUUAGUUUGGUCAGUUGUUACCACUGUUCAACGACGUAUGCCCCUUGCCAGCGAGGGCCUGAGUUUGGUUCCGAGCACCUACAACGGAGAAGAUUUUCUUGUGUCAUUUGGAGGAUAUAAUGGGCGAUAUAGCAAUGAGGUCUAUGUGCUUAAACCAAGCCACAAAGCAGAUUUGCAGUCCAAAAUUUUAGAGGGGCCUGUGUCAGACAGUGUUGCUGCCCUGCUGCCAACAACAAAUGCCAGUCGGGACAUGGAACCUGAGAUUGAGGCAGCUCAAGAUGGAAAAAUAAGGGAAAUUAUGAUGGACAAUGGUGAUCCAGAGCUUGUGGAUAUCAGAAGUGAGGAAACAAGUGAACAGCUGGUAGCAACACUCAAGGCAGAGAAAAAGGAAUUAGAAGCAAUGCUUAACAAGGAACAAUUGCAAACCCUCCAAUUUAAGAAAGAGCUAGCUGAAGCAGAGACUAGCAAUGCAGAACUUACGAAAGGCAACUUCAAUCUGUUCGUAGGCCAGCUUGCUGCUGAGCAGUCAAGGUGUUUCAAACUUGAGGUUGAUGUUGCAGAGCUAUGCCAGAAGCUACAGACAUUGGAGACAUUACAGAAGGAAGUGGAGCUGCUUCAACGACAGAAGGCUGUCGAACAGGCAGCCUUGAGUGCGAAGCAGAGGCAGAGUUCUGGUGGGGUGUGGGGAUGGCUCCUGGGAAGCCCUCCUGAGGAGUCUGAUUCUUGAUAGCAUUAAUUUUAAAAACAAACCCAUCACCCAAACCCGUACAGGUCAAUGUGAUAUUAUUCAGCAGCAUUGUUGAUCCUUGUUUACAUUCUUUGUUGGUCUGUGUUCGUUCUCAAGUUUAUGGCAAUAAGUGAUAAAAGUUUAUUAGCCUAGAUGGUAUUCUGCAGUUCUUAUACAAAUACUUCUCUUUUUAUAUUUACGAGCUGUACCUGAAGCAUAUUUUUUCUUUUUUCUUUUUUUUGUUUGGAUAUAGUGCUGUUUUUUCUCUGGGACUGUCAAUUGUAAUGACAUAAUGCAUCAUCUGAUGAGGUCAUUUGAUUUUA
Molecule: messenger RNA, 2587 nt
Organism: Phoenix dactylifera (date palm)
Lineage: Eukaryota; Viridiplantae; Streptophyta; Magnoliopsida; Arecales; Arecaceae
Source: RefSeq, a predicted model, not a curated record